GUAAUUUAACGAUUCCGUUUCUCUCGCUCUCUCUCUCCGUCCCCUCCGGUGUUCAAUCAUUUUAUGCCCUCUCUGUUUUAGUAUUCAUGGGCGAGGCAGCGGCAAAGCCGCUGAGUUAAAAUCGUAGAGCAGGGUCGCGAGAAGCUCGAUAAUAAAUACACGGAGGAAUUGGCUCUCGCUCGUGACGUGGUUCCUUUUAUAUCCCUCUCCCUGCAGUCAGCUGAUUGGAAAAGGACUGAGAGCGAGUAGAAGACAUCAUGGCACCGAUCGGGCUAAAAGCGGUGGUUGGAGAAAAGAUUAUGAAUGAUGUCAUCAAGAAGGUGAAGAAGAAGGGAGAAUGGAAGGUGCUGGUGGUGGAUCAACUCAGCAUGCGCAUGCUAUCGUCCUGUUGCAAAAUGACUGAUAUUAUGACAGAGGGCAUCACAAUUGUGGAGGACAUAAAUAAAAGGAGAGAACCACUCCCCAGUUUGGAAGCAGUUUAUCUCAUCACACCCUCUGAAGAAUCUGUGCGUGCACUGAUCAAUGAUUUUAAGGACGCACCCUCCUUAAAGUACAGAGCAGCUCACGUCUUCUUCACGGACUCUUGUGCAGAUCCAUUGUUUAAUGAGCUGGUAAAGUCUCGUACAUCAAAGGUUAUCAAAGCCCUUACUGAGAUCAACAUUGCCUUUCUUCCAUAUGAAUCACAGGUUUACUCGCUGGAUGUACCAGAUGCAUUCCAGAGCUUUUACAGCCCUCACAAGACGCAGUUGCGAAACCCUCUCAUGGAACGAUUAGCAGAGCAGAUUGCAACCCUCUGUGCCACAUUGAAAGAGUAUCCUGCAGUCAGAUACAGGGGGGAUUAUAAAGAAAAUGCCAUGCUUGCACAGCUGGUCCAAGACAAACUAGAUGCAUACAAAGCUGAUGAUCCAACUAUGGGCGAAGGUCCAGACAAAGCUCGCUCACAGCUUUUGAUAGUUGACCGUGGAUUUGACCCAGUAUCGCCUGUACUCCAUGAAUUGACCUUCCAGGCCAUGACCUAUGACUUACUGCCUGUUGAAAAUGAUGUUUACAAGUAUGAAACAAGCGGAAUUGGAGAAAAUCGGGUCAAAGAGGUCCUUCUGGAUGAGGAUGAUGAUCUCUGGAUUACCCUGCGCCACAAACAUAUCGCGGAAGUGUCCCAGGAAGUGACACGGUCCUUGAAAGACUUCUCCUCGAGCAAGAGAAUGGCGACUGGCGAGAAGACAACCAUGAGGGAUCUAUCUCAGAUGCUGAAGAAAAUGCCCCAGUAUCAGAAGGAACUAAGCAAGUACUCCACCCAUCUUCAUCUUGCUGAAGAUUGUAUGAAGCACUAUCAGGGCACUGUGGAUAAGCUGUGCCGAGUUGAACAGGAUUUGGCCAUGGGUACGGACGCUGAGGGAGAGAAGAUCAAGGAUCCAAUGCGAGCUAUUGUUCCCAUACUGCUGGACAACAACGUUUCUACUUACGAUAAAAUCCGCAUCAUCCUUCUCUACAUCUUCCUUAAGAAUGGAAUCACUGAGGAGAAUCUGAACAAACUGAUUCAACACGCUCAGAUCCCACCCGAGGACAGUGAGAUUAUUAACAACAUGGCCCACCUGGGAAUCCCCAUCAUCACAGACUCAACUCUGCGUCGUAGGAACAAGCCAGAGCGUAAAGAGCGUAUCAGCGAACAGACCUAUCAGCUCUCUCGAUGGACACCACUCAUCAAGGACAUCAUGGAGGAUGCCAUUGAUGACAAAUUGGACACUAAACAUUACCCAUACAUCUCUGCCCGUUCUACUGCCUCUUUCAGUGCCACUGCAGUCAGUGCCCGAUAUGGCCACUGGCAUAAGAAUAAAACCCCAGGAGAGUACAGAACAGGGCCACGCCUCAUCAUCUUCAUCAUUGGAGGUACCUCAUUCUCUGAGAUGCGCUGUGCUUAUGAGGUCACACAAGCCAAUGGGAAGUGGGAGGUGCUAAUAGGUUCUACCCACAUUAUAACUCCUACAAAAUUUCUCAUGGACCUGAGACACCCGGACUUCAGGGAGUCCUCUAGGGUUACAUUUGAGGAUCAGGCUCCCAAAGAGGAGUGAAAAAGGCAAAUAAAAAGAUCAACACAUAUCCUCACUCCCCAGAAGUUACUUAACUCCUUAAAGAAAAUGAAUAAGCCAGAUGAAGAAGCCAGCAGUUAAGAGUGAAGCCAUACAUCAAGACGUUCACACACUCUUAUUCACAAAUGUUUCCUUCCCAAUGAGGAGAAUAUUAUUAUCUGUGAAGUUUUGGUGUUGCAACCUUUGUAAUUCAACAUGUAUGCAUUGAGCUAAAAAAUAAGGCUAGUGAACUUAGCUAAACCUGUUUAACAAUGGAUGCAACGUUUUGAAACGAAUGAAAAGCUACAUAAUACUGUAAUUACCAAAUCUUAUAAGGAUGCUCUGAGUACUGCUAGGACGUGUGUAAAUGGUAGAGUUAUGUUUGUUUAUUUUGUGUACAUUUUUAUUAGUGGAGGAACAAGUUGCAUGAGGUUGAUUUUCAAUGAAUAAACAGUAAUUCCAGCAUACACUGAGUUAGAAUUGGUAAGACUAUGAAUGAGAAACAUUUCAUUAAUAGUCUUCGACCACGCAGCAUGAGAUUGAUCAUUUAAGUUUCAAUGCAAUGCUGCCUUUGGAGACUGCUACAUCCCAGAGGUAGAACAGAGUUCAUCCCAAUCUGCUUCGGACCAAGGCUUAUGGAAAUUAUGUAUGACAAAAUGGUGCGAGAUCAUUGAAUAGCUUUCUGUUGAAGAUGGUAUUUGAAUCAAACUUCUUGAACACAUUCCUCCACUAAUUUUCAAACUGAAGUAUUCCUCAUCUUUAAUGUGUAGUGUCAAAGUCAUGCUUGCAAAAAGGGCCAAUGGUAUUUCAGUAUUGUAUUUAGUAAAAUGCCGUUUCAUUGGUUAGUAUCGACGUAAACAUUAUGCACUGAGAUGUGUAGUGUAUGCCAUUUGUUGCUGUAUGGUCCACUAGUGAAUAUGUGAAGUAGCCCCCUUUAAUUUAUAAGCGUCUAUGCCCUAUGUCUGUGUUGUUGUGUUAAGCUUGUUUGUGGUUAUUGAGGAAUUUUUUCUUCUGAGCAUUGCUACAUCUUCCAUUUGUUAAAAGGCAUAUUACCUACCGGCCUCUGCUUGUUCAGUUACCAGAGCAAAGGCUGUGUGAUGCACUGACUGCUUUGUGAUGCAAAGAGCUUAUUUUGCUGUUGUAUACGAUCACUGUGUCGUCAUAUUUAUAUUGAAGUUAUUUAUCUGAGAAUUUAGUCUGUCUUGAUCCCAUGUCCCUUUAAAAUAAAUCAGAUUCUGCAUUUAAAGUGUUCAAGCACAAACUGUACUUCAUGGUACUGAUACUGAAAUGGACAAAUAAAUUGAAUCUGAUGAGAUUGCUUGUAGAAUUGGUCACUGUAAUAUUUCUCUUGUCUUGUUGAAUGGCACAAAAUGUCUGAACAGCCUCCUACAAUAAAAGUAACCCUGGGAUGA
Messenger RNA from Carcharodon carcharias (great white shark), 3478 nucleotides. RefSeq names its product syntaxin-binding protein 1. Gene Ontology annotation, cellular component: plasma membrane; secretory granule. Gene Ontology annotation, biological process: neurotransmitter secretion; intracellular protein transport; vesicle-mediated transport. Gene Ontology annotation, molecular function: syntaxin binding. The transcript has 20 exons. Lineage: Eukaryota; Metazoa; Chordata; Chondrichthyes; Lamniformes; Lamnidae. Bases 258 to 2069 code for a protein of 603 amino acids. The record is from RefSeq and is a predicted model, not a curated record.